UUGAGCUUUUGUGUCCUCUACACACAUAGGCGCCAUCUUGGAUUAACCCGUAGCUUUUUCUGAAAUCGCUAAUAGCAAAUAACGCAGUUGUCUCACUUAAUUCAACUCAAUACCGAUAUGAACGGAUCCAGAAAGAAAACCGCACACACUAUCAAAGGACAGUCGGAAACAGCUGUAAGCCCAGCUGUCAACUCAAUGGACCGAAAGUCCGCCGGCGGGAUGCUAAAGAAACUAAUAUCGCGACGUAAUCAGACCGAUAAAUAUCCUGUGAUAACAGAGGAUGAGCUGCGGGCGUUAGGGACAGACAUAUCCCCAGACCACGUCCUGGGGCUCCGUGCGGUCACCGAGGACUAUCUGUGUAAGCCCGAAGACAAUGUGUACAACGUUGACUUCACCCGGUUUAAGAUUCGCGACCUGGAGACCGGCACGGUGCUGUUUGAGAUCGCAAAGCCACCAAACUGCGACCCAUCGGAGCAUGAAGACGUGGUUGGGGAUGUGGACACCAGUGCUGGCCGUUUUGUCCGGUAUCAAUUUACCCCUGCCUUCCUUAAACUUCGCACUGUUGGUGCAACUGUUGAGUUUGCAGUCGGGGACAGUCCUAUUAACAGCUUCCGUAUGAUCGAGAGGCAUUAUUUCCAAGGGCGCCUCCUCAAGAACUUUGACUUUGACUUCGGAUUCUGCAUUCCCAAUAGCUGCAAUACAUGCGAGCACAUCUACGAGUUCCCCCAGCUUCCAGAGGACCUCAUACGCCUCAUGGUAGAGCACCCGUAUGAAACCAGAUCAGACAGCUUCUACUUUGUGGACAGCAAACUUAUAAUGCACAACAAGGCAGACUAUGCCUACAACGGGGGUCAGUAGAGGCUGAUGAGGCACAAGGGACCAGAACAUGUGCAUUGAUGACACAGGUUUGAGGAUGUGCACUCUGCAGAGAUGUUGUUAGUGGCAAAGGGUUCUUUCUUACACAUUCAUCCCUAACAUGGGAAACAGCAUUCUUCCAAAAUGACACCAAACUGGCUUCAUAAGAUGUUCAUCAUAUGUUUAUCGACGCUACAACACAGUCUAAAACGACUGAAGAACGAAUGAAGAAAUAGUCUUUGAGCUGUUGGAUUGUUAUGUUAUGUAUUUGACUUUACUGCUUUUUUAACUUGUUCUAUAAUGCAUCCAUACAAUAAGUGUCAGGAAGUAGUCUAAUCCAGGAAGUAGGUUUGAUAUACUCCAGUCAAACAUGUUGGUAGAUAUCACUCUGUAUGUUGAUUUGACACAACCUUUAGUAUGUGAUUUGGCACUACCUUUUUGUAUGUGGCUUGACAUUACCUUUUCUACGUCGUGGCAAUUGUUAAUCCCAAAUGGAAGGACACAAGCAUUGGCCAGGGUGUAAUACAGUAUUGCCAAGAAUAGACUGUUGUAGUGCAGUUAAUCAUUAGCUAUUUUAGUUAUAUAUUUAAUUUUCCAUUCAUCCCUGUGCUCCACCAUAUGUCUAAUUAUGAUUCACUUUGAAUUGUUGAUCCCUUUACUUCACCCUUUCUCUCCACCAUAGCGUGGGAUUCCUGUGCCUUGUGUUCCACACUGUGUAUGUAAAUCUGUUCAAUGAAAUUACUAAAACCUUUAAUUCAGCAGCGUUAACCCAGCUGUAUAACACAGGCUGCACCUCAACCAAUAAGCUGAAGACUGUUGUUGUUUUUUCCUGUCAUGUGCUCCGUUACUUAUGAAAUAUGUAUUUUAAUAUUUACUUUUUUAAACAAAUGAAUUUCCAAUCAAUUACUAGUGGUCUUUAUUCAAUUGUUUUUGGAAUAUCCCUUAAAAUUUGACUUUUAAUUGAUAUGUAUUAUGAUUGAAGGACAAACUUGUUAGAACUAGUUGCAAUCACUUAGGCCAUUACAAUAUACAAAUUAUAUGAUUAGCUAUGCCAUUGGCAUUAGUCUGUGCCAGCAACAUUUCUGAGUUAUCAGAAGCAAGUGUAGGUUCAUAGUAGAUUGGUUGACGUUUAUUAGAAUGGGCUACAUAGUUAUUGUUAUUUUUCAAUAUUGAUACAUUCAGAUUCAUUCAAAUCCUAUGAAUAUAUGUGGGUCCUAACUGCUUUGGUAUUGUGUGUUUGCUUGUCCAUAAUUUCAAAUCCUAAAUUCAUGUGUUGGAUUUUUGAGGACUACCUAAAAAGCAAAAGGUACAGUUGCAAUACCUUCUGUUGGUUGAUGUGCCAAUAUAACAGAACAGACACCAUUACCCAGAGUUCGUUGCGGCGAAGCAAGAUAACACGUGUUUUCAUCAUGGCGGCCUCCGGUAAAAAAGCAUUGACUGGGUCUGGUGAUUCAAGUAGCAGUGAAGAUGAAGAUUUGGAAAAAUUUAAGGAAGCGGUUUGGUAUGUGGAUGGUCCCAAGAACACAGGUAA
Molecule: messenger RNA, 2386 nt
Organism: Gadus chalcogrammus (walleye pollock)
Lineage: Eukaryota; Metazoa; Chordata; Actinopteri; Gadiformes; Gadidae
Gene: unc119b
Product: unc-119 homolog 1
Exons: 5
Coding region: 118-858 (246 amino acids)
Biological process (GO): nervous system development; lipoprotein transport; cilium assembly
Cellular component (GO): cilium
Molecular function (GO): lipid binding
Source: RefSeq, a predicted model, not a curated record